GGCGCGAGCGCGGCCGAGCCUCAUAUCGCUCAGCGCCGCGAGGGAGCUGCCGGUGUUUGCUCGCUUUUGGCUCCGUCCCCACCACCCGGCACCCGGCACCUCCGACAGGGACCGAGGGGUGAAACGGCCGGGCUAUAUUUUAUUCCCUCCUAGGAUAAACGUCACGUUUGGACGCGGCGCCUCGAGCAAGGCGGCCGGACCAUGACUUCGGUGUGGAAGCGGCUCCAGCGGGUCGGCAAGAAGGCGUCCAAGUUCCACUUCGCGGCGUCCUGCCAGGAGCUGAUGGUGGAGUGCACCAGCAAAUGGCAACCGGAAAAAUUGAGAGUGGUCUGGAUCAGGAGAAACAGACGCCACAGCACAAAGCUCCAUGGCUGGCAGCCCGGCAUCAAGAACCCCUACCGAGGUCUGGUGGUGUGGCAGGUCCCGGAAAGCGUGGACAUCACCGUCACACUCUUCAAGGACCCUAAUGCAGAGGAGUUUGAAGACAAGGAUUGGACCUUCGUCAUUGAAAAUGAGACAAAGGGCCGCAGGAAGGUGUUGGCAUCGGCUGACGUCAACAUGAAGAAGUACGCUACCACCACGCCGACCAAGUACGAGCUCACGCUGAAGCUCAAACCCCUGUCGGUGAAGGUGGUGGAGGCCACGCUGAAAUUAAGCUUGUCCUGUGUCUUCCUGAAAGAAGGCAAGGCCAUAGACGAGGACAUGCAGAGUUUGGCCAGUUUGAUGAGCCUGAAGCAGAGCGACAUCGGCAACCUGGAGGAUUUCAACGACAGCGACGAGGAAGCGGCCUCUGUACCUCCUACUACGAGGAUCCAUGACCUGGCUUGGAGGCCUGCCGUUACAUCCAGCCCCACAGCCUCUUUCCCCACGGAACGGCCCGAGGAUCAGAUGCACCAGGAAGUGUCUGGAUUUGUCCCAUCUUGGAGGUCCCAGGUUACCCCUACAGUGGCAACUGCCUCAGCUCCUCCUCUAGCUCCCUACUCUGCUCCUGCGCUCAGUGCCCCCUCUGCUCAGCCUCUUUUCCCCCAAAUUCCCCCUCAAGUCCCUCACCCAGCAUCAGCCAUACCUCCCCCCACUGACCAAGAAGCAGAAUAUAAGAGGCAGCUGAGCACACUGUCAGAGGAGGAUUACUCUUGUACGACUCCUAGUGCCACUGACUCCAGACCCUUAUCUGAAAUGAAAAGCACUACCAAUCAGAGACCAGACCCAUCGAAGCCCUACGUAAGGAAGCGAGAAGCGGAGUCACCUUUUGGAGUGGAAGCUGUCAAGGCAGCCCCAGGCCGCGGGGAGGCAGCAGAGGAAUCCUCAGGGCCGCCGGAUUUAGUGCCUCUUGGGAAGAAGCGUUUACCCGGGUCUUAUCAAGGUGACAGCGACUCACAAGAAUCUGGUGUCCCCUCAGCAGUUAAGCAAACGCCGCAGAAACACAGACCUGCAGAUGCCCAGGAAAUGGGUCAAGAUGGUACUCCCUCCAGUGACAGCCCAAGCUUAGUGACCUCCAGUCAAACUCUAUUGGAGUGGUGUCGAGAAGUUACGCAGGGUCACAAGGGGGUCAAGCUAACCAACUUCACCACCUCUUGGAGGAAUGGCCUGGCCUUCUGUGCCAUUCUUCAUCACUUCUUCCCAGAAAAGAUUGAUUUUGAGUUGCUUGACCCUUACGACAUCAAACGCAACAACAAAAAGGCGUUUGAUGGCUUUGCUGAGCUGGGUAUCUCCAGGUUGAUGGAGCCUUCAGACAUGGUUUUGCUGGCUGUGCCUGACCGCCUCAUUGUCAUGACCUACCUCAACCAGAUCCGCACCCACUUCAUGGGCCAAGAGCUCAGCGUGCUUCAUAUAGAGAAGGACAGCAGCGAGUCCAGCUAUGCCGUGGCGGGACAAAGAGAGAGUCAUGAGGUUGCUGACCCCGAGGCAGCUGCUCGCUACUGUGUCCAGAGGCUGCAGGAGGAGGGUAUCACUCUUGAGACAAAUUGGAGCGCUGCCACGGCGGAUAGGGACAGCACCAGAGUCACUGAAACAGGUGGCAACACAGGCCCGCCUGCCAGAACCAAACAGCUGCAGGGUGCAGGGGCAGCACCCGUCGCACCACCAAGGACUCACUUCCUGUCCAAGUCUGGUUUCUCUCACGUCAAAGAUGCCGAUCUGGUCAAAAAGCGUAGGUCACAACGGAGGAGCGGUUCGGUAGAUGAUGGAGAAUCAUCAGUGGUGGUCACGGGGCAAGAAGAGAGUUUAACUAACUGGAAAACGUCUGAAACAGAUAAAAAAGAAGCCGUGGCUUCUGGGGAGGAGAGGAGACUGGAGGAAGGCCAGGACCCCAGCCAGUAUGUGCUGAGUGAGAUGGAGGCCCUGGAAGCAGAGCAGAAGCACAUCGAUAACAGAGCAGACGUGGUUGAGAGGAAACUGAGGUGUCUGAUGGAAACAGGAAGUGACAAGGUGGAGGAGGAGAGGCUGAUUCAGGAGUGGUUCAUGUUGGUCAAUAAGAAGAAUGCCCUGAUAAGGAGACAGGACCACUUGCAGCUACUGUUGGAAGAGCAGGACCUGGAGAGGAAGUUCGAGCUGUUAAACAAGGAGCUGAGGGACAUGAUGGCGAUUGAGGGUUAA
Messenger RNA from Lampris incognitus (smalleye Pacific opah), 2595 nucleotides. RefSeq names its product EH domain binding protein 1-like 1a (gene ehbp1l1a). Bases 202 to 2595 code for a protein of 797 amino acids. Lineage: Eukaryota; Metazoa; Chordata; Actinopteri; Lampriformes; Lampridae. The record is from RefSeq and is a predicted model, not a curated record. The transcript has 20 exons. Gene Ontology annotation, molecular function: protein binding.